AUGUAACGUUAAUUUGAUAUAACAUUAGAACUUAAAACCGAUGCGAUUAAUAUUUAUGAUUUAAAUAGUAUCAAAUUGCAAGCUGAUGUAAUUCUCAAAAAUAUUGAGAACUAAAUCAAUAAAUGUUCUUAAUGGAAAUCAUCGAAAGAGUAACCUUUAUCCUUAAAUACUACUUAAAAUACUAGAAUUUAAUAGUAAGAUAGACAGUGGAGUACCUCAAUAAACAAAAAAAUUCAAUAGCCAAGACCUUUCUCGGCAUUAUCGGGAGUUGGUACAAGAAUUAAGCGAUUCGAAGAUGCGAAAGACAAAUAGAAAAUAGAAUCUUAACAAUAAAUAAUUGAUAAAUGUCCUUUACCAUAAAAACCACCAAAAAGUGCUUUAGCAUUGAACUAAUUAUGCAAUCAAGAAUUGAUUAUGGGAAAUUUCAAGUUGGAAACAAUACUGGGAUCAGGAUCAUUUGCAAUGGUUAGAUUAGGUAUUGAUAAAAAUUCGAAAGAGAAAUAUGCUAUUAAAAUUUAUGAAAAAAUAAAAUUGAAUGAUUCUCAGAAAAUGAACAAUGUAAAAAGAGAAAUAUCCAUCUUGAAAAGGAUUGAACAUCAAAACAUUAUCAAAUUGUAUUGGGCAAUAGAAGAUAAAAAAUCAAUCAAUUUAGUCAUGGAAUAUAUUUCCUCAUAAUCUUUGGCUUCGUACAUAAAGUCUAAGCCAAAUAGAAUCUUGCCAGAAAAAGAAUGUUUAAGUUUGUUCUAUCAAAUUGCCAUGGCUAUCAAAUAUUUGCAUGAUCUAAACAUAUGUCAUAGAGAUAUCAAAUUAGAUAAUGUUUUAAUGAUGAAAACUAAUGUUGUAAAACUGAUAGAUUUUGGUUUUGCCAUUUGCAUGCCUCUAAAUUAAAAAACUAACGUAUUUUGUGGGACGCCUCAUUAUAUGUCUCCCGAAAUAAUAGCAAAGGUUCCUCAUCACCCUGCUAGUUCAGAUAUUUGGUCUUUAGGUAUACUUUUAUCUAGAAUGAUAACAGGAGAGUAUCCUUUUAAAGGAUAAAAUGAUAAAGAUCUAUAUAGAUAAAUAUAGUGUUAAAAAGUAAAAACUAAUUAAGAUAAAAAAAUUAACGAGAACGUAAUGAGAGUAAUAAAUGGAUGUUUAGAAAAGAAUGUUUAAAAUAGAUGGAGCAUUGAUCAAGUAAUCAAUGAUCCUGUAUUUCAUAAAGACAUCUUAAUACCAUCAGUAAAAGUAUUUUGA
Molecule: messenger RNA, 1233 nt
Organism: Paramecium tetraurelia
Lineage: Eukaryota; Ciliophora; Oligohymenophorea; Peniculida; Parameciidae
Exons: 4
Biological process (GO): mitotic cell cycle; protein phosphorylation; regulation of cytokinesis
Cellular component (GO): centrosome; nucleus; spindle pole
Molecular function (GO): protein kinase activity; ATP binding
Source: RefSeq, a predicted model, not a curated record